AGGGCUGGGCGGAUCCGGGGCGGGCCGCGGUCAGCUGCUGCCCGGGGGCGGGCCGGGCCCGGUUCCGGGCGGCGGCGGCGGCGGCGGUUCCAUGGCUGCGCUCUACGGCGGCGUGGAGGGAGGGGGGACCCAUUCCAAGGUGGUGCUGAUAUCGCAAGAUGGCAAGAUCCUGGCCGAGGGCGAGGGCCCCUGCACCAAUCACUGGCUGGUUGGCUCGGACAAAUGCCUGGAACGGAUCGACGCCAUGGUCCGCGAAGCCAAAGGCAAGGCAGGGGCCGACGAGCAGGUUCCUCUGCGCUCACUGGGUCUGUCUCUGAGCGGAGGGGAGCAGGAAGAAGCCAUCCAGAAGCUCAUAGAGGAGCUGAAGGCACGCUUUCCACACCUAAGCGAGAGUUACUACAUCACUUCUGACGCCAUUGGGGCCAUGGCCACGGCUACCGACCAUGGAGGUGUGGUGCUCAUCUCCGGAACCGGCUCCACUUGCAAGCUUAUCAACCCUGACGGGUCUCUGAUCAGCUGCGGAGGAUGGGGGCACAUGAUGGGCGACGAGGGGUCAGCAUACUGGAUCGCCCACCAGGCAGUGAAGAUCGUGUUUGACGCCUUGGACAACCUUGAAGUGCCGCCCCAUGACAUCAGCUACGUCAAGCAAGCCAUGUGCGACUAUUUCCAGGUCUCUGACAGGAUGGGGCUUCUGACACAUCUCUACAGGACCUUUGAGAAGUCCAAGUUUGCAGGAUUUUGCCAGAAGCUGGCAGAAGGAGCCCAGGCGGGGGACCCCUUGUGCAAGUAUGUUUUUGACAAGGCUGGGGCAGUCUUGGCACGACACAUUGUCGCUGUGUUGCCCAAAAUUGACAAGAGCCUCUUCCAAGGCCGGCUGGGACUACCCAUUGUCUGUGUGGGAUCGGUGUGGAACAGCUGGGAGAAGAUGAAAAAUGGGUUCAUCGGUGUUCUCGGUCAAGCCCACCAGGACCAGCGUGGCAGCGCCUUCUCCAAAUUCAGCCUCUUGAAGCUGAAACAGUCCUCGGCCCUGGGCGGGGCCAGCCUGGGGGCCAAGCACAUCGGACAGGCCCUGCCCUUGGACUACACAGCCAACGCGGACGUCUUCUACACACACUCCUUUGCCUAAGGGAAAAAGCCUGCUGCGGGGAGGCCUUUUUGUCUCUUCUCUAGUUCAGAGGGAAUCCUGUUGGGACUUUCGGGGGUGGGGAGGAAGUUUCUUAAAUUUCAUUAAUAAAAUGCCUAAUUUUUA
Molecule: messenger RNA, 1249 nt
Organism: Eublepharis macularius
Lineage: Eukaryota; Metazoa; Chordata; Lepidosauria; Squamata; Eublepharidae
Gene: NAGK
Product: N-acetylglucosamine kinase
Exons: 10
Coding region: 92-1126 (344 amino acids)
Molecular function (GO): N-acetylglucosamine kinase activity
Source: RefSeq, a predicted model, not a curated record